Brienomyrus brachyistius is the source of this 1788-nucleotide messenger RNA. Its product is annotated as dehydrogenase/reductase SDR family member 13-like. Lineage: Eukaryota; Metazoa; Chordata; Actinopteri; Osteoglossiformes; Mormyridae. The record is from RefSeq and is a predicted model, not a curated record. The coding region runs from base 501 to 1466 and encodes 321 amino acids. The transcript is spliced from 5 exons.
UUCCCCAGAUUCAGCGAGGGCAAAAAGAUGAGACGCUUGCUAUAACUGCAGAAUCCCAAUAAUAGUUAAGGCUCUUUAUUCCCAGGUGUAUGGAAGUUUAUUUUUAAGUGUGCUGAGUAAUUCUUUAACUGUCCGAAAUCAGAACAGACCGAUCCCACAAACGACAACUUGAUUUGUACCCAUUUCUAGAAAAGCUCCGGCUCUUUUGCGGUCAGUCUGAGGGUAGGUCCUGCGCCAAUCCGGUUCCCAAACCUGUCAUACUGGGGUAAAUAGCUUCACUGUUCACGACCGGCUCGACCAGUAGACCAAGCUCGGGCUGCCAUUCCUCGGGGGACUAGAGGUGGCAAACCGGUAAAACAAGCAAAGACAGUGGGAGACAAGAAAAGGACAGGAGCUGAUUCGAUCCGAGCCGAGUCGAGUCGCCGCUCCGUGCUGGUCCAGCGCCGCAGCCCGCCACGCGUUUCCGGUGCCCCGAGUCCAUCCAUCCAUCCAGCCGUGCAAUGUGCGACCUGCUGCCAGCCGCCGUGUUGCUCGUCGCAAUCUAUGCGCUUUACGCUCUGAUCACCGAAACCUUCUUCCGGAGGUCAGUGUGCGUGAGCGGCGCGGCCAUGCCUGGCAGGACGGUCAUCAUCACAGGGGGAAACACCGGCAUCGGAAAAGCCACAGCCAAGGAGCUGGCGAGGAGGGGAGCCAGGGUAAUCCUGGCCUGCCGCAACCAGGAGAGGGCCGAAGCUGCGAUCCGAGACGUCGAGCGGGAAACUGGUAGCAACCAGGUAGUGUACCUGCAGCUGGACCUGGGCAGCCUACAGUCCGUUCGAUCCUUCGCAGACACCUUCUUGAAGACGGAGCCCAGGCUCGACCUGCUCAUUAACAACGCUGGUCUGGUGGCAGACGGGCGCACAAAGGAUGGCUUCGGGGUCGAGUUCGGGGUGAACCACCUGGGACACUUCCUGCUCACCUGCCUGCUUCUGGAGAGGUUGAAGGAGGGGGCGGGCGGCCGUGUGAUCACGCUGUCCUCCGUUGCCCACCGCUGGGGCCGCGUCGACUUCGACGAGCUCCUGGCCACCAAGGACCUGGGCUCCGGUCGUUACAGCUGGCAGUUCUUCCAGGCGUACUGCAACAGCAAGCUGUGCAACGUGCUGUUCACGCGCGAGCUGGCCAGGAGGCUGCGCGGGACCACUGUCUCCUGCUACAGCGUUCACCCCGGCAUCGUGAGGACGGAGCUGUCUCGCCACGUCAGCCUGUGGCAGAAGGUGUUCAUUGAGCCCGUGUCCCGCCUCUUCUUUCUGGACCCGGAGGAGGGGGCCCAGACUACGUUGCACUGCGCACUCCAGGAGGGCCUCGAGCCCCUCAGCGGACAGUACUUCACUUGCUGCCUGCCUCAGGAGCUGGGCGCCCAUGCCAGGAACGACGCCGUGGCCAGGAAACUGUGGGAGGUCAGCGAGAGGCUGAGUGGCCUGUCCUGAAAGCUCCGCCCCCUGGCACUGUCACACCCCCCCCCCCCCCAGCACCUGGAUGGCAGUAGAGGACCAUGCACACACACAAAUGAGGAUUUUUGUUUUCUGGCUAUUUAAAUGGUGGCUCCUUUGCAUGAACAUUGGCCCGAAUUCCGGACACGGUGAUGACAACGUUCGCUGCCGCUCUUUGCCGAGACCUGUGUUCAGGGGAGCCUCCUGAACUCCCCGACCGCUUCGUAUAUCCUGAAUAAGACACGGACCUGUGAUAUCGGUAUAUGUAAAUCUCACGAACCUGAAUUCUGCUUCACAGCAAUAAACAAGUGCAAAGCAU